This is a messenger RNA of Yamadazyma tenuis ATCC 10573, 2561 nucleotides long. Lineage: Eukaryota; Fungi; Ascomycota; Pichiomycetes; Serinales; Debaryomycetaceae. The record is from RefSeq and is a predicted model, not a curated record.
AUGUCCGAUGGACAUCUGCUCAUGCAGUCGCACUGUGAAUGGAAACCAGAGACGGCAAUCCCAGAUCGGGUUAAACAACUUCUUGUUCCUUCUCAUCCAAAAAAGCCCAUCAACUAUAUUCUUGGAUUCAUUCAAAUCGUACGUCUUUUGAAGACUCAGAAGAGAACCGGAUGGUUGGAUAGAGAUAUUCCUGAAAAUAAGACCGAAAGUAUAGCGGAUCACAUGUACAGAAUGUCGAUUAUCUCUAUGCUUAUUCCUAAUCUAGAGAACAAAAUCAAUAUUGACAAGUGUGUAAAAAUCUCCGUGAUUCAUGAUAUAGCUGAGUCUUUGGUUGGCGACAUCACACCAUUCGAAGGGGUACCAAAACAAGAAAAACACCGUCGUGAACUUGAAACCAUUCAUUAUUUGGCAUCGUUAGUGAAGCCAUACAACGAACCUUUCAGUAAAGAGUUGGUGGAGUUAUGGCUUGAUUACGAAGAAAUUAGAUGUGUUGAAGCUGUGUACGUCAAGGAUAUCGAUAAGUUUGAAAUGAUCCAGCAAGCAUGGGACUAUGAACAAGACUAUGGUAUCAAAUAUGAUCUUACUGAGUUUUACGCUUCUAGAGAUGCGAUCAAAACUGUAGAAGUCGGAGAUUUGUGCGAUGAGAUCCUUGCACAAAGAGCCGAGUUUGUUAAGCAACAUUCUAAAUAAUGGACAUAUUUAUUCACUAUAGAACUUAUCAGUUGUAGGGUCAGAAGGGCUGUUUCUAUCAACUAAUUCCAUCCCGUUCAAGGGAAAAACUUUGAAUUUACUCUCUGUUCCAUCCUUCUCCGUAGCUUUAGGAAGCUUAUCCAAUCCCUUUUGUAUUUGAACGUUGGUUGCGUGAAAAAUCAAUUCGGUGUUCGAAGUUAAACUUGCAUGAAAUUGACAGCUUUUUUAAACUAAACACUAAGUAAAACAAAAGAAUCUCUUAAAUUUGAAAUAUACCGUAAGCUUGGACUUGGACUUGCAUGAAUGCUGAAUGUUGGACUCCACUUCUUGAUAAUAGUAUCACCCUGUUACUAGAUCAAAUAUACUUUCGUACCAUUUCUCAAUAUAUGUCAAAAUCACAAUUUUGAAGUACUCCUAAAUUCUACAAUAGGAAUUUUCCAAGAAAGUAGCACUACUUACCAUGCAGCAAAAACAUAAUCGGGUGUGAACCAUUUGAUCCCACAUGAAUCACACAUAUGAACAAUUCUUAAUGAACCAAUCUCUAAUGGUUUCCGAUUUCGGGGUAAAUAAGCUUUGGAAUCUUAAGCUUAUGUCUUGAAAACAGGUGGUGUGUCAAAUAAUAAAACAGGAAGUACUAGAGAAAGACUCAAAAGUGUCUUCGGUUUGUCUAUAUUAACAAGUGGAAAUUUUGCAUUCACUUCUUGUCACUGUAAAGAUGUAUACAUUGUGUUUGAAUUGUUGACGAUUGGAGACUUCCUUCAAGCUACCUUCCCGAUAUUUGUAGUGGUUUCUCGAGUAAGUGACCCAUUCUUUCAAUCUUUGUACUCAAGUAGCCUUCGAUUUCUUUACUUUUGAUACCAUCAUCACUUUUCCACGCCAAUGGGAUCAUGGGUAUUCUUUCAAUAACCUUGAUGGUUUGAUUUUUUCCUUCCACUGCAGCAAUCUUGUCGGGGUUGUUAGUCAUUAACUGAAUUUCCAAUAACCCCAAGUCUUCCAAAAUUGCAGUUGCAAGUGAAAACGAACGGCCAUCAGCUGGAUGCCUUAACAUGAGAUUUGCUUGAACUGUAUCUGCACCCAAAUCUUGUAAAUUAUAUGCUUUUAACUUCUCUCCCAAACCAAUUCCUCUUCCCUCUUGCCGAAGAUAUACUAUACAACCGUGGCCAAGCUGCCCCAUGAUUCUCCCAGCUUCAUCAAAUUGUUCUCCACAGUCACAUCUAGCAGACCACGCAGUUUCUCCCGUAUAGCACUCACUGUGUAUACGGACCAUUGUCGGUUUGCUGUAUGUUGUGCUGGGGUCUCUGAUUAGUUCACCCUUAUUGUCAAAUUUGAGUUCCAACUUCAAUCUGUCAUCUUUGUCAGCAGUAUUUCUUCCAGGAUACAACUUUCCAACAUAGGCACCUCUAGUCAUUCUAUCUUGUUGAGUCUCAUCUUCUCUAAAUCUGAACAAGGUCUUGGAUCUGAUAUCUUCGCCAAAUACUAUAGCUAGAUGUUCCUUUUGGUCAAUAUUGUUUUCGUAUAGGUGAAGAAAUAUUUCAGGUCCUUGAGUUGUAGGUAUCCUUGCUCUUGCUAUACACUUCACCACCGGCAAAAUGUCGGGUAGAGGAAGCUUUGAUCUUUGGUCAGCUGACAAGUGUGGUAUCAGUUCGGACUUGAUAUCACCAAGGUUUUCCAUCAGGAUCAUGCUAGGCGUGACAGCCGGAGAUAAAAGAGUCAUAUCUUCAAAGAGAUCAGACUUGAGGGGAGUUGUUUGGACAGGCAUUGUUGGUACGGACUCUUGUGAAUGAAUGGCACCAAGCGGAUUUGACCCCAAAGCUGUGGGGGUAGUUGGCAUAUUUAUAGGUUCUUGUGCCUUUGGAAAUUUGAUUAGAAGU